Messenger RNA from Staurois parvus, 477 nucleotides. The record is from the annotation of a GenBank genome assembly. Lineage: Eukaryota; Metazoa; Chordata; Amphibia; Anura; Ranidae.
GUCACGUGCCCACAUGGCAGUGCCUUGCACAGGGUGACAGUAGUGAUCAUGGCAGAGGAGAAUCCGACAGACGAAGAUCAUGGCUACAGGCUGUUCCCUCAGAGGGACAGGAGAAAUCCUAAGAAGGCGUCCUUCAUGUCUACGCUGUACUUGUUAAAGUUUUCAUGUAAGAACAGGCUGAAGAUCGCUAUGCAGCAAAAUCCACAGGUUAAAAUACUUCUAGAUGCCAUGAGUAAAGCUGGUUGUACAGCCUAUCUGGAUAGACACUUUGCCUGUGAAGAAUGUGAUACAAAUGUAGCAGGGGGCUUUGAUUCAGCUACCUCUGAGGUUGUAUUAUGUCAAAAUACCAUUGCCAAUCAACAUCAAAUGAACAGAGUGGUUACACAUGAGCUGAUUCAUGCUUUUGAUCACUGUCGUGCACAAGUGGAUUUCUUAAGUAAUAUGCGGCACUUGGCUUGUACCGAGGUAGGUUUUUAA